Heterocephalus glaber (naked mole-rat) is the source of this 1318-nucleotide messenger RNA. It is a transcript of the gene CUNH9orf78, whose product is annotated as chromosome unknown C9orf78 homolog. Gene Ontology annotation, cellular component: spliceosomal complex. NCBI's taxonomy places the organism in Eukaryota, Metazoa, Chordata, Mammalia, Rodentia, Bathyergidae. Gene Ontology annotation, biological process: mRNA splicing, via spliceosome. The record is from RefSeq and is a predicted model, not a curated record.
GUGACAGCUGCGCGCCGGAAGCAGUCGGGCCUCUGCGCAGCCCCGCGGCGGCUGCACCGCGAAGUCGCUGCCGCUAUGCCGGUCACCGGGAAGACCUUCCGCCGGCGCCGGGCCGACUCUGAAUCGGAGGAAGAUGAGCAAGAUUCAGAGGAGGUUAGAUUGAAGCUGGAGGAGACCCGAGAGGUACAGAACUUGAGGAAGAGGCCCAACGGGGUGAGUGCUGCUGCGCUGCUGGUGGGCGAGAAGGUACAAGAAGAGACCACACUAGUGGACGACCCCUUCCAGAUGAAGACGGGCGGCAUGGUAGACAUGAAGAAGCUGAAGGAAAGAGGCAAAGAUAAGAUCAACGAGGAGGAGGACCUGCACUUGGGGACGUCGUUUUCUGCAGAAACCAACCGGAGGGAUGAAGACGCAGACAUGAUGAAGUACAUCGAGACGGAGCUGAAGAAGAGGAAAGGGAUCGUGGAGCACGAGGAGCAGAAGGUGAAGCCCAAGAAUGCGGAGGACUGUCUGUACGAGCUCCCUGAGAACAUCCGCGUGUCCUCGGCCAAGAAGACGGAGGAGAUGCUGUCCAACCAGAUGCUGAGCGGCAUCCCUGAGGUGGACCUGGGUAUCGAGUGCGUGCAGGCCGAGGGGCUGGGUCCUGUUCCUGUUCCGGCAGGCAUCCCUUGGGAGCCCUCGCCUUUGUACCCAGCACUCCCAGGAGCCCUCUGUGCUCACCCUCUCGCCAGGGUCCUCCAACUGUACCAUGCCUGCUUCCUGGGGACCAUCAGCAAAGAGUGCAGUGGUGCUAAAAUCAAAAACAUCAUCUCCACGGAGGAUGCCAAGGCCCGCUUGCUGGCAGAGCAGCAGAACAAGAAGAAAGACAGUGAGACGUCCUUUGUGCCCACCAACAUGGCUGUGAACUACGUGCAGCACAACCGAUUUUAUCACGAGGAGCUUAAUGCCCCCAUCCGGAGGAACAAAGAAGAGCCCAAGGCGCGGCCCUUGCGAGUGGGCGACACAGAGAAGCCAGAGCCGGAGCGGUCCCCGCCUAACCGCAAGCGUCCAGCUAACGAGAAAGCCACUGAUGACUACCACUAUGAGAAGUUCAAGAAGAUGAACAGGCGGUACUGAGGCUGCUGGGAGGCUGCGCACUGUGCAGCAGCCUACUGCUUCCUGACAGCUGACACACAGUCCCCAGACAUGCAGCAAGGCUGCUGCUACCCGCCGGGGUGUCAGACACUGACUGGGACCUUUCGCAGCAGGACAAUGUGUAGCUUUCCCAUUAAGGGCAAACUUAUUUCCUAUGAGCAUAUUAAAUUUUGUUUGUAAAUAC